Acanthosepion pharaonis is the source of this 1239-nucleotide messenger RNA. The record is from the annotation of a GenBank genome assembly. NCBI's taxonomy places the organism in Eukaryota, Metazoa, Mollusca, Cephalopoda, Sepiida, Sepiidae.
AUGGGUUUUCGGCAGACCAACCGUGUCGCGCGGCGCGCUUCCGGCGAUGGCGAAGACCGGCAGCUUGCCGGCUUCGGCAGCUACCGCUUCUCGUGUAACCGGGACGACGUAAAUACCAUUCUCUCCCGGCGGAUUUUGGCCUCGGGGUUGAGUGACAAGCUCCCCCUCUCACCUUCGCUGACCACACGAAGCAGCCAGAGCAGCCCAGCUUCAAUUAGCAGGAGCAGCCCAGCUUCAUCAUCAUCAUCAUCAGCAGCAGCAGCAGAGCAGCCCAGCUUCAUCAGCAGGCCGACCAGCUUCAAUCAGCAGCAGCAGAGCAGCCCAGCUUCGUCAUCAUCAUCAGCCGGCCGACCAGCUUCAUUCAGCAGCAGCAGAGCAGUCCAGCUUCAAUUAGCAGCAGCAGCAGACCGACCAAGCUUCACCAGCAGCAGCAGCCGGUUACAUGAUAUGCACUACCGCGUUAUUACGAAUGUCCUUUUAUUAGAACUACUAAGCUGCGAUCCUGCACGACAGUCAUACCAAGGACGAACUGACUACACCAGCGCCGUCCGCGUCGAUCCUCUCUCUCCUCAAGCGCCGACGCGCUCUUUACACAAGUACAGACAUCCAGGGAUCGACUGGACCUCGAACAUCGCUGUUCCAUCGGCCUACCUUCAAGCUGUCGCCUUGAAACCUGACAACGCUCCUUCAAAACUACACGACCGAACUACCACAAACGAUUAUCUGUAUAUACUUGUGCCAGAUUAUUUAAUAAAAUUUAGAUGCAAUAAUCAUCAUAUCUACCUGAAGUUGGGAGAAGAAAAGGAUGGCAAAAAGGAAAGUAUGGUCAGAACACGAGAGAAAAUUACUACUUCAUACAGCGAUAACGAACGAGCGCCGCUAACAGUAGGGUCACCAUCGACCAAUAAGGCCUGUAUAGGUCCACUGCUUCGGGUGCCCAUAUCAGAGAAGGCCAAAUCCGCCAACCCCACCACCCUGUCUCCCAAAUCCUCUAAUCCCUCUUUCGUCUUGCUGCAGCCGAAACAACUUUCGGACUGCUUCUAUUGCUGUCCUCUCACUGCCGGACAAGUUAUCCCGAUGUUCACUCGGUAUAACCCCCACCCCCACCCCUUAGAGACCGGUUCUACGGCCCCCUCAAAGGCUAGCAGCACUAAUUCGCUGUCUGACAGCCCAUAUACGACCUUCUUCUUCUGUAUGUUCAUCAACCAUCCCUGGAGAUCAGUCGGGCUCCCCUUAUAG